This is a messenger RNA of Protopolystoma xenopodis, 255 nucleotides long. The record is from the annotation of a GenBank genome assembly. NCBI's taxonomy places the organism in Eukaryota, Metazoa, Platyhelminthes, Monogenea, Polystomatidea, Polystomatidae.
AUGAGCCGAGGACGUGGUAUCGCAAUUGAACUGCUUCUACUCUUAAGCAAUUCUUACUCGGUUUCCGAUGAGGACAGCUCACGAAUUCAGUCCAACCGACAACUCUUCCUUCCAACUGAAGAGUCAUAUUUGAAGGAAAGACGGGCAAGGAAGAAAAUAUGUCGACACGGAACGGAUCUGGUGGAUGAGAGUUUUGUGCUGAAUCCGGAUUCUUCUUUCACUUCUUGGCCUAGACGAUACACUUCAGGCGUUUGA